Molecule: messenger RNA, 1106 nt
Organism: Suillus fuscotomentosus
Lineage: Eukaryota; Fungi; Basidiomycota; Agaricomycetes; Boletales; Suillaceae
Exons: 11
Coding region: 281-1039 (252 amino acids)
Source: RefSeq, a predicted model, not a curated record
CUCUUCCCUGGGUGUGUAUUAAUCGCAUUCCUUUCUUCGCGUUGUCGAGUUGUUGUAUCUCCAAAUCUCGAACUCAUCUGCUUGCGGAGAGUCAACAGUCUAAGCACAACCCAACCUCUCUAGUUGCAGCUGAAACAUCUACUACGGCCCUGGAGUGCACUGAGAUCACCCCUUGAUCACAUUUCUAUUGUCGACUUGAAGCACUGGAUAGCGGUAUGCGCAUAUAUAACGCGAAUGUUAUUGUUAUGCGUCUAUCGAGUUCGCCUCAUUCUCCACCAAUAUGACCAUAACGGUCUCAAUUAACGAUCCCGCUUGGUGGCCUAUCAUCAAAGCGUAUCGUCUCGCUAGUUAUUUUAUGGUUGCCGCCUUUAUUGGAGUGACGUAUGAUUGGGCACUUACAUUCGCACAAGAGGUUGAGCUGAUCUGGAGACGACGCUGGUCGCUAAUGACAGUUCUGUAUCUCAGUGUGCGCUACCUUGGAAUCUUAUAUGCUGCCCUGAGUAUCCCGAAUAGUGUUCCGACUAUCUCGCUGACAGACACAGUGAGUCUUCUGCACAGAUAUGUCGUUAUUCCCUUUCAAUUGACCGCAAUACCUUGUAGCAGUGGGUGCUUUAUUAUAUACAUCGUAGAGAAUUGGACGGCUGUUUUAGUAGUUGCAAUGCUGUCAGUCAUCAUCAUUAUUCGGUUACAUGCUAUGUAUCAACGAUCCAGAAAGAUCCUUAUAUUUCUCAUUGUCACCUUCCUGGCUAACAACAUUUUCGAUGGAGUGGUGGCCACAAAGAUAACGAUGCAUAGUUCAGGGGAGGAACUCAUUGCCUUUGGCGUUGAUCUGUGCAGGAUUAACUCUGCGAGAGAUAUCGUACUUCUGAUUUCUCUUACUUGGAUACUCUGCACCGUGUGGGAGGUCGUCACACUGUGUCUCGCAGUCUGUGUAGCGGUAAAACACUUCCGUGAACUGCGACGACAUUCAGCGGGAGGAAUGAUCGGGGACUGUUUUAAGGUGUUGAUGAAAAGUCACGUGGUUUUUUCUUCCAGUUAAAUGCUAGUUUGACUCAACCAUUGUCAACAGUAUGUCAAUCUUUCACCUACCUCUGCAUACAACCACG